Molecule: messenger RNA, 3547 nt
Organism: Rhinichthys klamathensis goyatoka
Lineage: Eukaryota; Metazoa; Chordata; Actinopteri; Cypriniformes; Leuciscidae
Gene: emilin3b
Product: EMILIN-3
Exons: 5
Coding region: 97-2457 (786 amino acids)
Cellular component (GO): extracellular matrix
Molecular function (GO): protein binding
Source: RefSeq, a predicted model, not a curated record
CAGCUUUUGCUUUCUACACACUUUCUCCGUCUUCUUCCUCCACUUUAUGGCUUUUUCUGCAAGUGUUUUUGUCAACCUUUGCCCUGCUGCUUGAAGAUGAGGGGGAUAUUCACAUGUGGGGGUCUUCUGCUGGUCACGUUGCUACUGACUUCAGUGGAUGCCAAAGGAAAUCUCUAUGGAAGUCCACACAGAUACAACCUACACAAGUCUGGGAGCGUCCCGCUACACAACCCUGGAAAACCAAUGGGUCACCAUAAGAACUUCUGUGCUUACGUCGUUCAGAAGAACGUCACCUGUGUGAUGCAGGAUGGAGUGGCCACAUACGUCAAGCCGGAGUACACUACCAAGUGCAUAUGGGGACAGAAGUGUCCUGUGCUCAUGUAUCGGACGCUCUUCAAACCACAGUACAGAAUCGGUCAUAAAACCAUCACUGAACUGGAGUGGCGUUGUUGCCCCGGCUUCUCUGGAGAAAACUGCUUUGACGGGUCGACCUCUGACCCGGAUGCCGUGAUGCCACCCUUCAAGGGCUCGUUCCCUCGGCCCGGGGUCAAGGGUUACCCCAGGGGUCACCCCAAGACCCCCUUUCCUGGAGGACACCCCGACAACAAACCCAUCCCUAGUGGGUUCAUACCAAGCUAUGGUCCAAAGGCGGGAGUCUCUGGUGAACGCUUGGACCGCAUAGAAGAAAAUCUUCGUAGACUCAGUCAAGAUCUGGACACGUUGAACGGCCUGGUGUCUGGCAUGGAGGAGCGUCUGCGCGUCUCUCUGCGAGAGGACACCAGGAAGAUGCUGAGCUCUCUGCUCGGUGGCGCCCCCCGGCUGCUGGACACCUCUGUGGGCUUCGGGCUGAUCCCAGAGGGCACGCCAAACGGUUUGGACGGCGACGAGAACCUCCCUGGUUUUGGAGAGUUGGUGGGAAAUGUGAUGGAGGUCAGAGAUGAGCUGAAGGUCAAGAGCGAGAUGCUGGACGAGAUCCGUGGAAUGGUGAUGGGACACGAUGGCCAGUUAAAGCGGCUGAUAGACACUGCCACUGGGAGACCCAUCCCUGGGGAUCAGCGGCGCCUAGAGGAACUCCUGGACUCCAGGCUGGCCGGAGUGAGGGCCGAUGUCCUCGAUGGCUUUGAGAGGAGACUGACGGGUCUGGAGAGUCACUGUGAUGAGAGGAUUGGUCAGGUUCAGCAGCAGUGUCAUAACGAGCACUUAACAGGUCAAGAACAGAUCCAAGUCUCCCUGGAUGGCCGAGAGACGGGCUUGAGGAAAGAGCUGGGUGAGCUGCAGGCACAGAUCCUGGGUCUGACGGUGACCGAGAGCUGCUGCGGUGAGAUGAACAGCCUGACCCAAAGGAUGUUCCAGCUGGAGGACUCAGUUACGGGCCUGACCGAGUCCCAGAGGCAGCUACAAGUGGACAUGACUGAGCAGACGCUUCACAUCGAGACCCUACUGGAGAGCCGGAUGGUGGACAUGGAGGGUAGGAUCAAUGCCUCUGAACAUGGACACCAAGAUGGGUUCAGCUCCCUGGAUGGGUUCAAGACUUUGUUAGACGAUAAGCUGAAGACAUUGGAGCGACGUCUGUUCGUAGCGGUGGAGGAGUUGAGCAACGCCACGGCACCGGCGCUGCUAGAGGGGCAAGUGGUGCCAGCACUGGAGACGGAGAUCGACAGUGUUCGGAGGAGGGUGGAGGCCGACCUGGAUGGGAUGCAGAAGCAGAUGUCCGUCCUCGAGCUCCUCUGCACCUCUGCUUGCUCCCCUGCCUCUAGCCCGGACACGGCCCUCAUCCAGACGGAGGUAGAAGACUGCAAGGAAACAGAAAAGAAGAUGAUGGACCGCCUGGACGUGCAUUCAAGAAAACUGGACCAUCUCAACAGCACCUUACUGGGUCUCCUAACACAGCUGUCCCAGGAGGACAAAGAGGGCUCUAUUCAAGGGGAAAUCACACUCCUGAAGAUCAAUGUCAACUCCGUCAAUCGUACCUUGAAGGGUCUACGGGAUUCAGUCAGCCUGUUUGCUCGAGAAGUCGGCAAAGUGAACUCCACGUGGGAGGAACGGGAAAGCCGUUUGGUCACUCAGGUGCAAGGCAUCUCGGAUCUGGUGGAGCGGCAGGGGUCCAUGCUUGGGUCCGGGGAGCAGAGGCUGAUCCAGUUGAAGGGGGAACUCCAGAGCUUGCGGCGGAGGUUAGCCGGGGAACUGCAGGGUUGUCGAACCACAACGCUGGGAAUGCAACAGGAGGUGAUGGGGGUGGAAAGCCGAGUCACCCAGGUUGAAGGACAGUGUGGCAGCCUAAGUGAGUUGGCCGAUGACCUUGAGAGAAUCCGCAGUGAGCUGGAAAGACAUUCGGACAGCUUCCUGGAACAGGUCAGCGGGACACUAGAAAGCCAUUCUGAGCAGCUGGUCCAACUGAAGGACGGCCUUAAAGACUGCAUGAGCAAAACGGACCCCGCAAGGGGUGACGGUCAGUAAUCCUUCCUCUACAGAGAAACCACAAGGCCUGAGGUUGUACAAACUUGCAAUAUUUGUGUUCCCUCAACAGGGCAUGUUGUCUCCUAUUAUUUGUUUUAAGCCUUUAUACCGAGUUUUGUUAACUUAUAUGAAGAAAGUGUGACUGCAUUAUUAAACAUAUUUGACGAUUUGUUAAAUGAAGUAACAAACAUGCAAAACACAUGAAAGCGAAUGUUAUGACACUACUAAGUUGCCACGGGUCUCUGGCAAGUACUGUUCACUACCUUCUCAUCUCAGCAUCCAAGUCAUCUCCUGAUUUAAUUACUGUAUCAUAACACUACGAAGCUACACAUUUUUUAUAAAAGUUUGAUGAGUGUGAAAUAGUUUGUUUUAAAAAUAUAUUUCGCAUUAUUGAAAUGUUUUCUAAGAGAUUAUAAUUUUUCAUUAAUAAAAGCGAAUUGUGUGAACUGAAGAAAAAAGUUUGUCAACUAUUUCCUUUAUAUUCUGAUUAUUCUGAUGGAUCAUUUGUGGAAGUUCCAGUAAUGACCACCCAGUGUCAUCAAGAACAAACUAAUGAAACUGAGGCCAUAAAGGGAUAAUGGACUCUUAUUAUUACAAAAUAAACCCAAUUUGACAUUCAUGACAAGCUAAAUGCCAGGACACGCUGGGGGGAUUAUGUCUCCUGGCUGGCCUGGGAGCGCCUCGGUAUUCCCCCGGAAGAGCUGGAGGAAGUGUCUCGGGAGAGGGAAGUCUGGGCAUCUCAGCUUAGACUGCUGCCCCCGCGACCCUGCCCCGGAUAAGCAGAAGAAGAAGACAAGCUGAAUGGACAUUCAUAUGCUGAAUACGUGGUGAAUUACCAAAUAACUGGACACAAAAUAUUUAGUUAUAGUUUAGUUAUUUAAAUUAUUAAAUUAUUUUAUUAAAUGAGAACAGUGUUGUGCGAGACAUGAAACUAGCACCGGUCAUGUAGGUUAAAUUGUUUGCAUGUAUAGAAAGUGGUCAAUACUGUUCAACAGUCAUCAUACUGAAGUAUCUAUUCCAGAGAAAUAUUUUAUGUUCAUCGUAUUAAUGAUCAAAUGUUAUGCUAUACACAAAUAAAUCUUUCAUAUUC